AUGAAUGCUAACUUUAACAAAGAGCUUACGCCAUCAACAAGUUUGCAUGCAUAUGUAAGUGCUGUACCUCAGGCGGGAUCAUCUCAUGGCAUUCAAGUUAUGACUCAUGAAGACAUUCGUGUGAAUACACAGCUCACACCAUCCGUUGAUGUUUAUGCUGGCAUUCAUGCAACUCAAACGACAAAUUUUAAUUUUACGAAAGAUCCAGUCAUUUCGCAUCAACAAGUACAAAGAGGCAUCCAAGCUGGUCUUCAAAAACAAUUGAGUGAAAACUCAAAUGUUGGUCUAUCAGCAUCGUUAACUCAAACACCAUAUUCGUCUCAAAUGGAGAAAGG
Molecule: messenger RNA, 335 nt
Organism: Rotaria sp. Silwood2
Lineage: Eukaryota; Metazoa; Rotifera; Eurotatoria; Philodinida; Philodinidae
Source: the annotation of a GenBank genome assembly